AUGACGCCCGCUCUGUGGUCCUGCCUCGUCCUGGUCCUGCUCUCUGGCCUGGCAGCCUCCGGCUUCCCAAGAAGCCCCUUCCGGCCGCUCAGGAAACGGAGCCUCCCAGAAGGGGUGGUCGACAGCACUGAGGUCUACAGCACCAAGAUCAGCUGCAAGGUGACCUCUCGCUUUGCUCACAAUGUCGUCACCACAAGGGCCGUCAACCGUGCAGAAAAGGCCAAGGAGGUUUCCUUUGACGUGGAGCUGCCCAAGACAGCCUUCAUCACCAACUUCACCUUGACCAUUGAUGGUGUUACCUACCCUGGGACUGUCAAAGAGAAAGAAGUCGCCAAGAAGCAGUAUGAAAAGGCCGUGUCCCAGGGCAAGACAGCCGGUUUGGUCAAGGCCUCGGGCAGGAAGCUGGAGAAAUUCACAGUUUCAGUCAAUGUGGCUGCGGGCAGUAAAGUUACCUUUGAGCUAACCUACGAGGAGCUGUUGAAGAGACACAAGGGCAAGUACAAGAUGUACCUCAAGGUCCAGCCCAAGCAACUGGUCAAGCACUUUGAGAUUGAGGCAGAUAUCUUCGAGCCCCAGGGCAUCAGCAUGCUGGACGCUGAAGCCUCCUUCAUCACCAAUGACCUUCUGGGCAGUGCCCUCACCAAGUCCUUCUCAGGGAAAAAGGGCCGUGUGUCCUUCAAGCCCAGCUUAGAACAACAGCGCUCAUGCCCAACCUGUACAGACUCACUCCUCAACGGGGAUUUCACCAUCACCUAUGACGUGAACCGAGAGUCUCCAGCCAACGUACAGAUAGUCAAUGGCUAUUUUGUGCACUUCUUUGCACCUCAAGGCCUUCCAUCGGUGCCUAAGAAUGUGGUCUUUGUGAUUGAUACCAGCGGCUCCAUGCAUGGUCAGAAAAUACAGCAGACAAGGGACGCCCUCCUCAAAAUCCUGGAGGAUAUGAAGAAGGAGGACUACCUGAAUUUCAUCCUGUUCAGUGGCUAUGUGACCAAUUGGAAAGACAGCUUAGUCCAAGCCACUCCGGAGAACCUCCAGGAGGCCAGGACGUUUGUGAGGAACAUUCAGAGUAGUGGAAUGACAAACAUAAAUGACGGGCUGCUGAGGGGCAUCAGUAUGCUGAACAAGGCCCGGGAAGAGCAUACGGUCCCAGAGAGGAGCACCUCCAUCAUCAUCAUGCUGACGGAUGGGGACGCCAACGUAGGUGAGAGUGGUGGGUGUGGCAGCAAGAAUGCCUAUGGCGAGGAGAAGGAGAACCUCAGGGCCCGGGCCCUGGACCUGUCGCUCAAGUACCACUUCGUGACUCCACUGACCUCCAUGGUGGUGACCAAGCCUGAGGACAAUGAGGACCAGACGGCCAUUGCCGACAAGCCCGGGGAAGGUGGGCACAGAGAGUCUGCGAUCCCCUCCAUGGCCUACCUGACCAACUACCAGCCUCCGCAAACACCCUACUACUAUGUGGACGGGGACCCCCACUUCAUCAUCCAAGUUGCAGAGAAAGAUGAUGCCAUUUGCUUCAACAUCGAUGAAGACCCAGGCACGGUGCUGUGCCUCAUCCAGGACCCAGUCACAGGCCUCACGGUUAAUGGGAAGAUCAUUGGGGACAAGAUAGCCAGCCCUGACUCUCAGACCAGAAAGACUUACUUUGGAAAACUGGGGAUUGCCAAUGCUCAGAUGGAUCUCCGGAUUGAAGUGACAACGGAGAAGAUCAUCCUGUGGAAUGGGGCUGUGCAGAGCACUUUCAGCUGGCUGGACACAGUCACAGUCACACAGGAUGGGCUGUCUGUGACAAUCAACAGGAAGAAGAAUAUGGCAGUCUCCUUUGGAGAUGGGAUUACCUUUGUGGUCGUCCUGCACCAGAUGUGGAAGAAACAUCCUGUCCACCAUGACUUUCUGGGCUUCUACGUGGUGGACAGUCACCGGAUGUCAGCACAGACACACGGGCUGCUUGGACAAUUCUUCCACCCCUUUGACUUUAAAGUGUCUGACAUCCACCCAGGCUCUGACCCCACAAAGCCAGUUGCCACAAUGGUGGUGAAGAACCAUCAGCUGACAGUCACCAGGGGCUCCCAGAAAGACUACAGGGAGGAUGCCGGUAUCGGCACAAAGGUCGUCUGCUGGUUUGUCCACAACAACGGGCAAGGGCUGAUUGAUGGCACCCACACCGACUACAUUGUCCCCAGCCUCUUCUGA
Messenger RNA from Trichechus manatus latirostris (Florida manatee), 2190 nucleotides. It is a transcript of the gene ITIH3, whose product is annotated as inter-alpha-trypsin inhibitor heavy chain 3. Gene Ontology annotation, biological process: hyaluronan metabolic process. Gene Ontology annotation, molecular function: serine-type endopeptidase inhibitor activity. The transcript has 18 exons. NCBI's taxonomy places the organism in Eukaryota, Metazoa, Chordata, Mammalia, Sirenia, Trichechidae. The record is from RefSeq and is a predicted model, not a curated record. The coding region runs from base 1 to 2190 and encodes 729 amino acids.